This is a messenger RNA of Haliotis rufescens (red abalone), 1054 nucleotides long. RefSeq lists its product as uncharacterized. The record is from RefSeq and is a predicted model, not a curated record. Gene Ontology annotation, molecular function: signaling receptor activity. Bases 72 to 1016 code for a protein of 314 amino acids. The transcript has 7 exons. Lineage: Eukaryota; Metazoa; Mollusca; Gastropoda; Lepetellida; Haliotidae.
UAAAUGGCAAGAUAAGGACGUUAUGCAUUAUGAAAUGUCACCAAGCCCAGACGUCUAGUUCCUUCUUCUAGAUGUCCGUUGCUAUGGAUAAAAUACACCAAUGGUUUUUCCUGGUGAUGUCAGCAGUAGUCUUUUGGACGUCAUGCUGUGGACAGCAAGGAGUAGGUCUUCAGUGCCUCGACUGUAUUGAUGUCGUACACCCAGUCGUGUGUAGCCGCUCGACUCUUUGCCAGCAAGACGAGAUGUGCUUCACAUACAAGUACACCUAUUCUAACGUAAGCAGAUACAAUCUGGGGUGUCAGGACCACAAGGUAUGCGAGAUGAUACCACUGCGACCAUUUCUAAUUGGUAGAAGACGCACAGCAAUACGUCUGGGGACACGUAACGACGUCAAAAUAACAAGCCUAUGUUACGAUUGUUGUCAUAGCAACAACUGCAAUCGGGAGAUGUGUCAGGGGCACGGUGUAACAAAAAGCACAACUCUUCCACUGACAAUGCCUUCCUCUAUGUCUACCACGACAUCUUCUUCAGCCACGACACCUUCUUCAACCACGAUACCUACUUCUGCCACUACGACUACUGCGACAAAUACAUUGUGUCCAUCAAACUAUGUAGGAUUUGAAGCAAGCUGCUACAUGAUUGUGUACAAGUCCCUGCAUUGGGACAGGGCUGAGACGGCCUGUACCCAGAUGGGGAAAGGAACACACCUCGUGUCUGUCAACAGCGAGAAGGAACAGCAGUUUCUAGCUCACCUCCUCAACGCAGCAGGAUUUCCUGCACGGGGAGUGUGGAUAGGUGGCUAUCAGGAUCCCUUCUGGCGCCGAUGGACCUGGUCUGAUGGAUCCACUUUUCAGUACCAGUCUUGGGUUUCACCUUUCCCUUUGGAUGAACGACGUCGGACAAGUAUCUCUAUGGUUAACCCUUCCGUCUCGUCGGAUUUUAAAGGAUGGCUGUGGCGAAACGAGACCCCAGAUCAGUACUUUGCAUUUAUUUGCGAGAUGAAGAAUUCUGAUUAAUGAACUUACAAAUUGACAAUAUAUAUUGUUCGUUGAGA